AUGUCGCCUUCAACAAUUGAUGAUACUGCCGCCGUCUAUGAAGCGGCAGCUUCUCCCAAGGCGUUGCCUCCGCCAAAAGACCUGUCGCAUCUUUUCUCUGUGGUCACCAAGAACCGCAAUCCAAGCGCUGUAAAGGCCUUCUACAAGUUUAUGCGGAUUCCGGGAAUCAGCAAUUUUGCCGGAGGAAUGCCCAAUGUCAAAUACUUUCCAUUUGAUACUUUGGAAGCUCAGAUAUCCAACCCGGAUCGAUGGGAGCCCUCGCCCAAUUAUCCUGAUCAGGUCGAGCCAUUGACACAGACUUUGUCAAGCAGUAUUGGUAUUACCGAGGGUGGUGACGAUCAAACCAGUAGCAAGGCAGAUCCGAACGCUCCUAAAACGCCAGACUACAAAGCAACAUCAUCCCGCAUAACGAUCCCUAAGAUUCUGAAUGAGCCAGACCCUGUUAAGAAAGUCGACCUGGCUACUGCCCUACAAUAUGGACUCGUUACUGGCUACCCACCGCUGCAGUCCUUCAUCAAGCAAUUUACGACCCAAGUGCUCUACCCAAAUGUUCCCUACAAGGGCGGGCUAGACGUGAUCCUCAACAAUGGUGGAACGGAUGGCUUUUCAAAGGUUCUCCAGCUACUAGUUGAUCCUUGGUACGAGGGAGUGCAUCCUGUCGCUCAGCGACCAGGCUUGCUAUGCGAAACCUUUGUCUUUGGAAACAUCCUCACGCAAGCUCGGCCACUUGGAGUCAAUAUCGUAUCCGUAGAGAUCGAUGACGAGGGCAUGGUAGGUGAGGGACCUGGUGGUCUGCGAGAAAUCCUUGAGAACUGGGACACUCAGAAGGGUCGACGACCACAUCUCCUAUACACAGUAACCAUGGGCGAUAACCCCACAAGUGGUGUAGUGGGAGUGAAGAGAAGAAAAGAGAUCUAUGCUCUUGCGAGUGAGUACGACAUCGUUAUUGUCGAGGACGAUCCCUAUUGGUAUCUCCAAUACCCCUCUGCCGCAGUACAUGAGGCUACAGCCCGUGGUUAUGAUACUCCCCAAAGACAACAUACGCAUAAGCCAGUCACGGCAUCUGGCUAUGACUUCAUCGAUUCACUGGUCUCCUCAUAUCUCAACAUCGACGUCGAUGGCCGAGUCAUUCGUCUCGACACUUUCUCCAAGACAAUUGCCCCUGGUUGCCGAUUGGGCUAUGUAACCGCACAGCCCGAAGUAAUUGAGCGGCUCACUAGAAUCGCCGAGACAAGCACUGGUCAACCUUCUGGCUUUGUCCAAGCACUCAUUGCCCAAGCCAUCCUAGGCCCUCACUCAUCUGCCCUAGAAACCUUCGCCUCACUUCCUGCCUUGGAGAAGCCCUCAUUUACUGGCUGGAAGCUUGACGGUUGGGUACGGUGGCUCGAGGGUCUCCGCGGUGAGUAUGAGCGCCGCAUGAACCGAAUGUGCACUAUACUCGAAGAGAAGGCCUUCAUGCUCAGACAAUCACCGUCUGAAAGCCCAGACCUCGAUUGGAGCAUGAUUAAUAAGACGCGAGUAUUCGAUUUUGACUGGCCUCGUGGAGGCAUGUUUGUCUGGCUGCGUAUUCACUUUGAGAAACACCCUCUCUACCAGGCCCGCGGUGGUAAACUUACACCCGUCAUCGAUGGCCCUGUCUUGGCGAGUGCGUUUCUCAGUCAUAGCACUCAUGCACCUCAUCUGGUGCUGGGUAGCCCUGGUUACAUCUUUAGUGCCACACCCGAGAUUAGGGAGAAGCAAGGUUGGCAGUACAUCCGAUUGUGUUUCGCAGCCGAGAGCGACGAGAACAUUGAUGCUGGCUCGUUGAGGUUCGCGAACUCGGUGCAUGCGUUCUUCAAGAUUAAAGAGAGUGGGCAGAUUGAGAAGUUGAUUGAAGAACUGGCGUUAUAG
Molecule: messenger RNA, 1890 nt
Organism: Fusarium sp. VM40
Lineage: Eukaryota; Fungi; Ascomycota; Sordariomycetes; Hypocreales; Nectriaceae
Source: the annotation of a GenBank genome assembly